AAGCGCAAGAUGGCGGCGGACGCGGAGUAUGGGCCGCUGGAGGAGGCGGUGGAAGAGCCGCGGAGCUUCAAGGACCUGGGAGUAACAGAUGUGCUGUGUGAAACUUGUGACCAGUUGGGAUGGAAGACACCAACUAAAAUUCAAGUUGAGGCUAUUCCUGUGGCUCUCCAAGGCCGGGAUAUCAUCGGGCUGGCAGAGACAGGCUCUGGAAAAACAGGGGCCUUUGCUUUGCCCAUCCUGCAGACACUGCUGGAAACACCCCAACGCUUCUUUGCUCUUGUCCUCACACCAACCCGAGAGCUCGCCUUCCAGAUCUCGGAGCAGUUUGAAGCUCUUGGAUCCUCCAUUGGUGUCCAAAGUGCGGUUAUUGUGGGUGGAAUUGACAUGAUGUCACAGGCUCUGACCUUAGCCAAGAAGCCACAUGUUAUAAUUGCAACACCUGGCCGUCUGAUUGACCAUCUGGAGAACACAAAAGGUUUCAACUUGCGAGCUCUUAAGUACCUGGUUAUGGAUGAAGCUGACCGGAUCCUCAACAUGGAUUUUGAGACCGAGGUGGAUAAGAUCCUAAAAGUGAUUCCCCGAGACAGGAAGACAUUCCUCUUUUCUGCCACCAUGACCAAGAAGGUGCAAAAGCUUCAGCGUGCUGCACUGAAGGACCCUGUUAAAUGUGCUGUUUCCUCCAAAUAUCAGACAGUUGAAAAACUGCAGCAGCAUUAUAUUUUCAUCCCCUCCAAAUUCAAGGACAGUUACCUGGUUUAUAUCCUUAAUGAACUGGCUGGGAACUCCUUCAUGAUAUUCUGCAGUACCUGCAACAACACUCAAAGGACAGCUCUCCUGCUCCGCAACUUGGGUUUCACUGCCAUACCCCUCCAUGGACAGAUGAGUCAGAAUAAGCGACUGGGAUCCCUGAACAAGUUCAAGGCAAAGGCCCGUUCCAUUCUGCUGGCUACAGAUGUUGCAAGCAGAGGUCUGGACAUCCCACAUGUGGAUGUGGUGAUAAAUUUUGAUAUUCCCACACAUUCCAAGGAUUACAUUCACCGUGUGGGGAGGACGGCUCGAGCUGGACGGUCUGGCAAAUCCAUCACCUUUGUCACUCAGUAUGAUGUGGAACUAUUCCAGCGCAUUGAGCACCUCAUUGGCAAGAAGCUGCCUGUAUUCCCCACACAGGAGGAGGAGGUCAUGAUGCUAACAGAGCGUGUGGCUGAAGCCCAGAGAUUUGCUCGUAUGGAGUUGCGGGAGCAGGGAGAGAAAAAGAAGCGAUCCCGGGAUGAGGCCAAUGAUGACGAUGACACAGAGGGAGCUACAGGUGUCAGGAACAAGGUGGCUGGUGGGAAAAUGAAGAAAAGGAAAGCCCGUUAGCCAAGACUUCUGUCCCCUUUGAGUUUACGUGGGGUGGGGCAGUACCUACCACACAGUAUUUCCAUCAAACCUGAAGCCUCCAGAACUACACUUGUAAAUGGCAGGCCAGUUGGAAAGAAAUUUUCCAUCAUGUUUGCGUCUCCAGCACCGUCUUCAGUCAUAGGGUGAACCUGCACCCUGGUAGUAUGCUGGAACCCGUCCUCCUACUGAGGGUUGGUAUCUGUUCUAAUGCUGGGCUGUAAGAGGGAGUCGUCUCCUGCAGCUGGACUGUCCCCUGGACCUGGAAGCAACAGUCUCCUGGCAAAGCCCAUUUUUAUAGGGAUUAAAUGGGAAAUGUUGGCCUAUGGACACCUUUUCCCCCAAUCAUGCUGCAGCCUAUCAUCACUCACCAUCCAAACCUCAAUGAGUGCCUCUUUAUAAGACAAUUGGAAGGAAGAAGAAAACUGAGAAGCACCUUAAAUUUUCCAGAGUAUGCAUAUGAUGCUCCAGGAUGGGAUUCUUGCCUUGAACAGAGACACUCCUGCUGGGGCAAAAACUCCAAAUAUAUUUUGCUUAACCACAAA
Molecule: messenger RNA, 1922 nt
Organism: Emys orbicularis (European pond turtle)
Lineage: Eukaryota; Metazoa; Chordata; Testudines; Emydidae
Gene: DDX47
Product: DEAD-box helicase 47
Exons: 12
Coding region: 10-1359 (449 amino acids)
Molecular function (GO): ATP binding; RNA helicase activity; nucleic acid binding
Source: RefSeq, a predicted model, not a curated record